AAGAUGUCAGUGUUAUGGCAAGACAAACCGCAUCCUAAGUAAGCCUCCACAAUGAGCACUGGGAAUGCCAGCCCUCAGAAGGGCGGGAAGAUGAUGAACAUCAAAGUUCUCAUGUUAGAUGACUCUGAGCAGAUAUUUCAGCUACCGGUCAAGGCCACAGGAAGUCUGCUCAGAGAUCAAGUUAUUCGCCACCUCAACUUGGUGGAGUCGGACUACUUCGACCUGGAGUUCACCGGCCAGAAUGGGGUACAGUACUGGCUAGACCCAGAGAAGCUGAUCCUGAAGCAGGUGAGCAGCCACCAUAACCUGACCUUCAGGUUUAGUGUCAAGUUCUACACCCCAGACCCCGGCCUCCUGGAGGAAGAGUUCACAAGAUAUUUGUUUGCCUUACAAGUGAAGAGGGACCUAAACCAAGGCAUCCUUCCCUGUAAUGAAAACACUGCAGCUCUUCUGGCAGCUUACAUUGCUCAAGCUGAGAUAGGUGACUUCCUGGAGGAGGACUACCUGGACCACACCUAUCUGCAGACCUUCCACUUUGUUCCCAACCAGACAGAUGAGCUGGAGGUGAAGGUGAUGGAGUACCACAAGACUCUGCUUGGUCAAACACCAGCUGAGGCAGACUUCAAUCUGCUGGACACAGCCAGGAAAGUGGAGCUGUAUGGACUACGCAUGCACCCAGCCAAGGACAACGAAGGUGUUCCCCUGAACUUGGCAGUGGCCCACCUGGGCAUCAUGGUGUUCCAGAACUCCACCAAGAUUAAUACCUUCUCCUGGGCCAAGAUACGCAAACUAAGCUUUAAGAGACGGAAGUUUCUGAUCAAACUCCAUCCUGAGGGAUAUGGCUAUCACAAGGACACAGUAGAGUUCUGUUUUGACUCUAGAGAUGAAUGUAAGAAUUUCUGGAAAAAGAGUAUCGAGCACCAUGCUUUCUUCCGCUGCCAGUCAGUGAGGACCAUCCCGAGACAUAAGACACGGGUCAUUAGUAGAGGUUCUUCAUUUAGGUACAGUGGUAAAACCCAGAAACAGCUUCUGGACUAUGUCCGCGAGAACUACAUCAAACGAGAGCCAUUUGAGAGAACAGUCAGUGUGCGGAGUACUCGCAGUGUUGGUGCCACGCCCACCACCAGUACCAUGAACUCCCGUGACCUGAACUACAGCCGUGGCGGUAUGAGCUCUGCCGCGUCAGCUUCCAGCGGUUCGCACGUCCUAGACAUAUCAAACCACAACCUGAACGCGUCCACACGAGUGGAGACGGCAGAAGUGCACGAUGACAGCUCACAAUCAGAUGUCACCAGCCAGUCUCCCAAGGCCAAGCGUGUGGACGUCUCCCAGAUUCCCGUCCCCCCAGAACCCUCCCAGCCGCAGAGGUCGCCCCACAAGGACUUUGACAGAAAGAUGUCAGCACCAGUCUUAACCACUCUUCAGCAGGAGGAGAUUGAACAUCAGAUGGAUGAACCUCACUUGGCUCGUUCUCCAGAGGUGGCGAACAUCCCUGACAGCCUACGCCAUCCGAAUGACCAUCAGCUGACCAGAACAGAGGACAUCGAAAACAUCCCAGAGGAGGUGGGAGAGCCACUGGACACCAGUCCUGUUGUCACCCCUCCUGUUUCCAAGGGGAUGAUCAGAGCGCACAGCGAGACAGAGGCUCAGAUGCGACAUGACAAUAACAAAGCAAUGUUUGAAUACCCUCCUGCUAACUAUGCUCCUAUCAGUGAGGAGAAUGCAGUGGAGGAGGAGGAGGAGCCGCCUCUGGACAUGUCCCCUGAUGACACGAAGGCCACCAUGACAACCACCACGUUCAUAACAAGUUACGAUGAAGAGCAGCCAUUCUCUCGGUCCCCGCCCACCCCUCCGCCUCCUCUAGAUGAGAGGGAGAUCCCCGUGGCCCCGGUGCAGCCCAGGCUGAAGACAUUCUCCGUGGAGCCGCGAGAGAACGGACACACCAUGAGGGAAGAAAAGACAGAGAGGACGGAGGUGGUGAGACGAGAGCGCGCCCAAUUGUCCAGCAAGAUGUCUCCGGCUACAACCAGCAGUCAGGGCAGCGUGAGUCUGUCUUCAUCACGUACUGAGGACUCAGAGGAGGAGGUUAGGAGGAAGCGUUUCCCACCUGACAAGUCAUACUAUGUUGCCAAAGAACUCCUGAUGACAGAGAGAACCUACAAAAAAGACCUGGAAGUCAUGACUGUGUGGUUUCGUAACGCAGUCAGUAAGGACACGGCCAUGCCAGACUACCUUUCGCAGCUGCUGUUUACCCACCUGGACCCCAUCUACGAGUUCCACUGCAGCUUCCUGAAGGAAAUAGAACAGAGGCUGGCCAUGUGGGAGGGGAAAUCCAAUGCACAUCUGAAUGGAGAUUACCAAAGAAUAGGAGACAUCAUGUUAAAUAACUUAAAGGUUUUGCAGUUGUACAAGAACUAUAUAGACCACCAUGAAGAGAUCUUAAUGGGCUUCGAGAACACGAUGAAACAGGAUAAAAAUUUCGAGCAGCUUUUAAAGGACUUUGAGUCACAAAAAGUCUGCUAUCUUCCUCUUUACUCCUUCUUCCUGAAGCCAGCACAGAGGCUGAUGCAUUACCAACUGAUCCUUGAAAGGUUACUGGCACAUUAUUAUGCAGAUCACCCAGACUACAAGGAUUGUAAAUCUUCCCUUAUUAAAAUAGCUGAAGUCACCAGUGCCUCUGCAGACACAAUGAGAAGUUUGGAAAACUUGCACAAACUUCUGGAGUUACAAAGAGACCUGUUAGGAAUAGACAACUUGGUUCAGCCUGCCAGGGAAUUUAUCCGAGAAGGCUGUCUCCAGAAACUUUCCAGGAAAGGAUAUCAGCAAAGAAUGUUCUUCUUGCUGUCAGACAUGUUGGUCUACACCAGCAGGUCGGCCACUCCCAGUCAGCAGUUCAAAGUCCACGGGCAGCUGCCACUGAGGAACAUGUAUGUAGAGGAAACUGACCCCAAGAUGGCUGUCGCCAACAGUUUCACCAUAUUCAGUGGAAACAGGUGCCUACUAGUAGCAGCCAGCUCCCAGGAAGAGAAGGAUAAAUGGGUCGAAGACCUGACAGAUUCCAUCCAGCUGGUACGUGUGAAAGGAGACGAUAUCCACCUUCAGAAACAGCCCAGUCUCAAGUCCAGUACAAGUUCCUCAGAGAACAUAGAUGUGUCAGACCCAGCACCCUCAUCGCCUCCAGAGAAGCAGUCCCAGCACCGCGCCAAUACCACCAUGCAUGUAUGCUGGCACCGAAACACCAGCGUCAGUAUGAAGGACCACAACACAGCCAUCAAGAACCAGUUAAGUGGCUAUCUGCUGAGGAAGUUUAAGAACAGUAAUGGCUGGCAGAAAUUGUGGGUAGUCUUCACCAAUUUCUGUCUCUUCUUCUACAAGACAUUUCAGGAUGACUUCCCCCUUGCCAGCCUCCCCCUGCUUGGCUAUUCCGUUAGCACCCCCAGCGAGGUGGAUGACAUACACAAAGACUACGUCUUCAAACUACAAUUCAAGAAUCAUGUUUAUUUCUUCAGGGCGGAGAGUGAAUACACAUUUGAAAGGUAUGUCAUACUGGCUUCAUAA
Molecule: messenger RNA, 3558 nt
Organism: Lingula anatina
Lineage: Eukaryota; Metazoa; Brachiopoda; Lingulata; Lingulida; Lingulidae
Product: FERM, ARHGEF and pleckstrin domain-containing protein 2
Cellular component (GO): cytoskeleton
Molecular function (GO): guanyl-nucleotide exchange factor activity; cytoskeletal protein binding
Source: RefSeq, a predicted model, not a curated record